CCCCCCCCAGGACAUCAAACCCCCCCCCAUUACCCCCAAACCAUGGCGGCCCCCCCCUGCACGUCGUUUCUCCUGCUCCGACUGCGGCCGCCGUUACCGUCACCGCGGCAGCCUGGCCAACCACCGCCACACUCACCGCCCCGGCGUCUUCUCCUGCCCGUCCUGCCCCAAAUCCUUCCCCAACCUCAUGGCCCUCCGCAACCACGCCAGGCUUCACCGCCGCCGCCCACCCCCCCCGAAACCCCCCGUCCCCCCUCAAAGGCUCUUCGGCUGCGAGGUGUGCGGCAAAGCCUACCUGCACUCCGGGAGCCUCAUCAACCACCGCAGGACCCACCAGACGGGGGAUUUCGGCUGCCACCUCUGCCCCAAACGCUUCUCCAACGUGGCCGCCCUCAAAGGACACCUCCGGAGGCACAGCCGGCGCUGUCGGCGUCACCACCGGGCCAGGAUGGGAGCCGGCAACGCGUGUUUGGUGUGCCUGGAGGAGAGGGGGGCUGCGGAGGGGAGAGGGGGAAGAGAGGAGGACGAGGAGGAGGAGGAGGACGAGGAGGAAGAGGAGGAGGAGGAAGGACGGCCGGCAGCGCGGGACGGCGGAGCCCCCGGGAGCGCCGUGGGACCGGGAGGGUCUGCUGGGUGCUCGGAGGACCUCCCGUCGCCCCACAUCUGCGGGUCGUGCGGGCAGCCCUUCGACAACAUGGACGCCCUCCGGGAGCACUGCCGGCGUCACCGCGCCGAGCAACAGGCGGCCGUGGCGGCUGUGCCGGCGUCAGCGGAGCGCCGUCCGUACGCCUGCGGGGUGUGCGGGAAGACCUACAGGCACGGGGGGAGUCUGGUGAACCACCGUCAGACGCACCAGACGGGUGUUUUCCCCUGCAUGGUGUGCGCGCGGUGGUACCCCAACAUGGCCGCCUACCGCAACCACCUCCGCAACCACCCGCGGUGUAAAGCCGGGCUGCCGGCGGCGCCGUCGCCCAUUGGCUUCGUGGAGGAGGAGGAGGAGGAAGGGAGGAGGAGGCAGCAGUUGGCGACGAGGCAACAGUCGGCCGCGAGGCAACAGCUGGGGGUGAAGCAACCGCCGGGGAUGCAGCGGCAACAGACUGGGGUGAGGCAACAGCCGGUGAUGCAGCAGCAGCAGCAGCCUGGGAUGCAGCAACAACAGCCUGGGAUGCAACAACAACAGCCUGGGAUGCAACAACAACAGCCUGGGAUGCAACAACAACAGCCUGGGAUGCAACAACAACAGCCUGGGAUGCAGCAGCAACAGUCGGAGGUGCAACAGCAGCCAUCGACUCGGCCGUUCCGGUGCGAGGAGUGCGGCCGGAGCUACAAACACGCUGGGAGUUUGGUGAACCAUCGGCACAGCCACACCACCGGGCUGUUCCGCUGCUCCGCCUGUCACAAGGCCUUCUACAACCUGAUGGCGCUGAAGAACCACCGGAGGACUCACGCCGAGAGGCGGUGCGGGCUCUGCCCCAAAGACUUUCGGCUCCGGGAACAGCUGGCGGGGAGGCUGAACCAACAGGCGGAUGGGGCCGGCGGGGGACGGGCGGAGGAGGGGGUGUUGGAGCGGCGGGAGGUGGUGGGGGUGGUGUUGGAGGACCCUGCGGUGCCGGCAGCGGGGGUAACAGCGGGGGGAGAGCCUCAGCAACAGCAGCACGACGCGAUGGAGGACUCGCCGACGUCGUCAAUGCCUCUGCGAGCAGAAGGGAGGCUUCCAAAACACUUCGGCGUGAUGGAGGUGGUGUUGGAGGACUCAGCAGCAGCGGUAAAGGUGAAGGAGGAGGUUCCGGAACCGCUCGGUACGACGGGAACGGUGUUGGAGGACUCAGCAGUAGCAGUAGAGGUGAAGGAUGAGGCUCCAGAAUCCCUCGGUACGAUGGAAACGGUGUUGGAGGGCUCAUCUAUACCACUGAGGGUGAAGGAUGAGGUUCCAGAACGCCUCAGCGUGACAGAAACGGUGUUGGAGGACUCAUCAGUACCGUUAAAGGUGAAGGAUGAGGUUCCAGAACACCUCAGCGUGGCAGAAACGGUGUUGGAGGACUCAUCAGUACUGGUAAAGGUGAAGGAUGAGGUUCCAGAACACCUCAGCGUGAUGGAGGUGGUGUUGGAGGACUCAUCAGUACCGUUAAAGGUGAAGGGUGAGGCUCCGGAGUACCUCAACGUGGUGGGAACAGUGUUGGAGGACUCUUCAGUACCACCAACGGCGUUAAAGGUGGAAGGGGAACCUCUGCAACACCUCAGCACAGCGGGAAUGGUGUUGGAGGACUCAUCAACACCAUUUAAAGUGAAGAAUGAGGUUCCAGAACGCUUCAACAUGACGGAAACGGUAUUGGAGGACUCAUCGACAGCGUUAAGGGUGAAAGAGGAGCCUUUACAACACCUGGAAGUGAUGGAAACGGUGUUGGAGGACUCAGCAGCGUUAAGGGUGAAAGAGGAGCCUUCCAAGGCAACGGGAAUGGUGUUGGAGGACUCACCGACAGCACUGAGGGUGAAAGAGGAGCCUUCACAACACCCCAACUCAACGGGAAUGGUGUUGGAGGACUCAUCAGCAGCGUUAAGGGUGAAAGAGGAGCCUUCACAACACCCCAACUCAACGGGAAUGGUGUUGGAGGACUCAUCGACAGCAUUAAGGGUGAAAGAAGAGCCUUUACAACACCCCAACUCAACGGGAAUGGUGUUGGAGGACUCAUCGACAGCAUUAAGGGUGAAAGAAGAGCCUUUACAACACCUGGAAGUGAUGGAUAUGGUGUUGGAGGACUCACCAACAGCACUGAGGGUGAAAGAGGAGCCUUUGCAACACCCCAACUCAACAGGAAUGGUGUUGCAGGACUCACCAACAGCUCUGAGGGUGAAAGAGGAGCCUUCACAACACCCCAACUCAACGGGAAUGGUGUUGGAGGACUCAUCAUCAGCAUUAAGGGUGAAAGAAGAGCCUUUACAACACCUGGAAGCGAUGGAAACGGUGUUGGAGGACUCAGCAGCGUUAAGGGUGAAAGAGGAGCCUUUACAACACCCCAACUCAACGGGAAUGGUGUUGGAGGACUCAUCAUCAGCAUUAAGGGUGAAAGAGGAGCCUUUACAACACCCCGACUCAACGGGAAUGGUGUUGGAGGACUCAUCAGCAGCAUUAAGGGUGAAAGAAGAGCCUUUACAACACCUGGAAGUGAUGGAAAUGGUGUUGGAGGACUCACCAACAGCACUGAGGGUGAAAGAGGAGCCUUUGCAACACCCCAACUCAACGGGAAUGGUGUUGCAGGACUCACCAACAGCUCUGAGGGUGAAAGAGGAGCCUUUACAACACCCCAACUCAACGGGAAUGGUGUUGGAGGACUCAUCAGCAGCAUUAAGGGUGAAAGAAGAGCCUUUACAACACCUGGAAGAGAUGGAAACGGUGUUGGAGGACUCAGCAGCGUUAAGGGUGAAAGAGGAGCCUUUACAACACCCCAACUCAACGGGAAUGGUGUUGGAGGACUCACUGACACCACCAACACUGCUACAGUCCCCAGAGAUGCCUACGGGACGCCUCAGCGCUGUGGUGACGGUGUUGCAGUCCUCCAGAGCCCCCGUAACCCCCUCCCCCGUGGUCGCCUGUAGGGCAGCCACCCUCCCCGCUGCGCCCCACAGCGCUGUCACCCCACAUAUGGGGUGUCACGGGGUACAGUCAGCCGUGGGGCAGCGCCGGGGGUCCAUCCGUCACCGUUACUGUGAGGGUGAUGGGUGAUGGGGUUGGAGUCCCUUUUCACCCCCUCCCCCCUCCCCCCGUCGCGAUUAAAUUUGGGGUAUUUUGGA
Gallus gallus (chicken) is the source of this 3789-nucleotide messenger RNA. RefSeq names its product zinc finger protein 646 (gene ZNF646). Gene Ontology annotation, cellular component: nucleus. The transcript has 3 exons. Gene Ontology annotation, biological process: regulation of transcription by RNA polymerase II. NCBI's taxonomy places the organism in Eukaryota, Metazoa, Chordata, Aves, Galliformes, Phasianidae. Bases 188 to 3721 code for a protein of 1177 amino acids. Gene Ontology annotation, molecular function: RNA polymerase II cis-regulatory region sequence-specific DNA binding; DNA-binding transcription factor activity, RNA polymerase II-specific. The record is from RefSeq and is a predicted model, not a curated record.